GUGGGACUACUUCCUUAGACCAUUUUCCAGUUUGCCGAAGCCUUUUUAUGCCAGCAAUUUUGUAGUGAUGCACCCUUCACUUUUUGACAGAAUACCUCUGGUUCAACCCCACUUCAUAGUAGUAGCAAAACUAGGCAUGCUACUAGCCCGAGAGAUAUUGAAACACAUUGAUCGUGCAAAUAGACUUUUUAGAUCAAACGACAACAAAUUUGAAUCAGAUACUCAGUCGAAUAUUUUCUACCCGAAGAACAUACUGAACAUUGACGAACUCCAUAAUAACUUUUACUCGAAAUCUCCUUAUAGAUUUCAUGAAACAGCAAUUGAUGUUGAGAUUUUGAACGUAACAAUCUUCACUAACGAAAUGAUUGCGGAUAUUACUGCUUUCCGGAUGGUUACUGAUUAUUUUCAAAGAAUUACUACACCUGAAAAUAUGCCUUGGAUUUCAAGUGACAUUACCCAGGAGCAAGUUUUCAUCAUUGCUGCUGCUCAAG
Leptinotarsa decemlineata (Colorado potato beetle) is the source of this 491-nucleotide messenger RNA. Its product is annotated as neprilysin-2. The record is from RefSeq and is a predicted model, not a curated record. Gene Ontology annotation, cellular component: plasma membrane. Gene Ontology annotation, biological process: protein processing. NCBI's taxonomy places the organism in Eukaryota, Metazoa, Arthropoda, Insecta, Coleoptera, Chrysomelidae. Gene Ontology annotation, molecular function: metalloendopeptidase activity.